GCGCCGCAUGAAGUCGAACAAGCCUUCUGUGAGACGGUGUUGAUUUGGCAUAUCAGCUGUCAAUCAUGCGGUAGCUCUGCCUCAUGGGCGUGGCCGGACACUGCGGUACCCUGAUUGUUGUGUGUGUCAUCUGCUCUGAUUUACUCUCUUCAUCAUUCUCGCACCUUUAUGCUGUUUUAAAACGCACGCGGAGGCCUGGUAACCAUAGAGACAGUUAAGCAGUGCUUGCAGCCCUCACAAGGAGUUGAAGCAUGUAUUCGUUUGGCGGGGUGUCGUCGCGUAUUCAGAAGGAGCGUCUGCUGGCAGAAGGGAUGGGUACCAAUGAGAAGGCACUCAAGUUCCUCAACCAAGAUUAUGAUGAACUAAAGAGAGAAUGUGUGGAGAGUGGGAAAAUGUUUGAAGACCCCUGUUUCCCCGCCAUAGCCCAGUCAUUGGGAUUUAAAGAGCUUGCCCCAAACUCCUCCAAAACACGCGGUGUGAAGUGGAUGAGACCCAAUGAGCUGUCAAACAACCCUCAGUUUAUCGUGGGCGGGGCCACACGGACAGAUAUUUGCCAGGGGGCUUUAGGUGACUGUUGGCUGCUUGCUGCCAUAGCAUCCCUGACCCUAAAUGACAGGCUGCUACACCGGGUUGUACCUCACGGGCAAAACUUUACAGAUGACUACGCAGGCAUCUUUCACUUCCAGUUCUGGCAGUUUGGCGAAUGGAUGGACGUUGUGAUCGAUGACCGCUUGCCUACAAAGGAAGGAAAGCUGCUGUUUGUUCACUCGGCAGAGGGAAACGAAUUCUGGAGCGCCCUACUGGAGAAGGCUUAUGCAAAGCUGAACGGUUCGUACGAAGCUCUGUCUGGCGGUUCCACCACCGAAGGCUUCGAGGACUUCACGGGCGGAGUUGCCGAGAUGUACGAGCUGCGUAGUGCUCCCAAAGAUUUGCACCGCAUCAUCGGCAAAGCUUUGGAAAGAGGUUCACUGUUGGGAUGCUCUAUCGAUAUCACCAAUGCUUUGGAUAUGGAGGCUGUGACUUUUAAGAAGCUGGUGAAGGGACAUGCGUAUUCUGUCACGGGUCUCAGAGAGGUAAAUUACCGUGGUAACAAAGAGAGGCUGAUCCGUAUCCGGAACCCUUGGGGUCAAGUUGAAUGGACGGGAGCUUGGAGUGACAAUUCAUCAGAGUGGAACGGGAUUGACGCUGCUGAUAGAGAAGAAAUGAACAACCACAUGGAGGAUGGCGAGUUCUGGAUGUCUUUUCAGGAGUUUAAGCGUCAGUUUUCUCGGCUUGAAAUCUGUAACCUGACAGCGGACGCUCUGUGCGAAGAUGCUCAGAGUUUUUGGAACACGAUUAAGUUCACCGGCAGCUGGAGAAAAGGGAGUACGGCAGGCGGCUGCAGGAACCAUCCCAAUACAUUCUGGAUAAACCCGCAGUAUAAGAUCACCCUCCUUGAGGAAGAUGAUGAUCCUGAGGAUGAAGAGGUUGCCUGUAGCUUUCUGGUGGCACUGAUGCAGAAGGACAGACGGCGUUAUCGCAAACAGGGACAGGACAUGCACACCAUCGGCUUUGCUUUAUAUAAGGUCCCGGAAGAGUAUCAAGGCGCUCAGAGCGUUCACCUCAAGAAGGACUUUUUCCUGCGACAGUCCUCGUGCGGACGUUCACAGAGUUUCAUAAACCUGCGUGAGGUCAGCGCAAGACUGAAGUUGCCUCCGGGCGAGUACCUCAUCGUCCCGUCCACCUUUGAGCCAAGCAAAGAGGCCGACUUUGUUCUCCGAGUCUUCACGGAGAAAGCCACCGAAACACAAGAGAUGGAUGAUGAAAUUUCAUUUAACCUGGAAGAUGAAGAGGAGAUCUCCGAAGCAGACAUCGAUGAGUCUUUUAAAAGAAUGUUCGCUCAGCUCUCCGGUGAGGACAUGGAGAUAUCCGUUCAUGAGUUACAAACCAUUUUGAACCGAGUGGUCUGCAAACACAGCGAUCUUAAAACAGACGGCUUCGGUAGGGAGUCGUGCAGAUGUAUGGUCAACCUGAUGGAUAAAGAUGGCAGCGCGCGACUGGGACUCGUGGAGUUUCAGAUCCUUUGGAAUAAAGUCAGGAAGUGGCUGGGAAUUUACAGACAGUUUGAUCUGGAUAAGUCUGGCACCAUGAGCUCGUACGAGAUGCGUCUGGCUUUGGAAGCGGCAGGGUUUAAGCUCAACAACAAGCUGCAUCAGAUGCUGGUGGCGCGAUAUUCAGAAGGAGAGAUGAUUGAUUUUGACAACUUCGUAUGUUGCCUGGUCAAACUGGAAGCGAUGUUCAAGGCUUUUAAAGAGCUGGAUAGAGAUGGGACAGGGGUCGCACAGCUCAAUGUCUGUGAGUGGCUGUACAUGACCAUGUGUGGUUGAUGUGUGGAAACAACCUGACCUCGCGGGAUUUAUUUCACACGUGAAUCGUACAAAAACGUACGAUUAUUAAAAAACAAUUAUGAUACCCCGCCCCUACGAACAACGUCAUCACGGGCAAAAGCAAAUCAUACAAAAAAUGCUCGUACAAAUUAUAACGAAUUAGCCACCUCGUAAAAUACAUACGAAUUGCCAUGAGAUUAUGUUGGUGGAGAAGAUCAUUUAAUGCUAAACAAGAAGGGCCAAAAUCACAACCACAACUACAGCUUUAAAGCCAUUACACCAAAGGAUGCCAAAGCAAUACAUAACAUACUGCCUUAAAAACACACCCAACCUAACUAAUACACUGCAAAAAAAUACUUUCUUAGUAUUUUUGUCUUGUUUUCGGUACAAAUAUCGAAAAAUUCUUAAAUCAAGAU
Molecule: messenger RNA, 2782 nt
Organism: Misgurnus anguillicaudatus (oriental weatherfish)
Lineage: Eukaryota; Metazoa; Chordata; Actinopteri; Cypriniformes; Cobitidae
Source: RefSeq, a predicted model, not a curated record